AUGACACAAAAAUCACAAAAUGUUUUCCUUCACUGCUCAACACUUCUUGAGUUUCAUCAUUUCUUAGGUUUAGCAAUCGAUCCAAAUAAUCAGAACCAACUGUAUCUUGCUCAACAUUUUAUCAAUUAUUCUUCUUAUUUCUGCAGGGAUCUCGACAAUUUCAUUCAACAAUAUCAAACUUCUCCUAUUGAGAUGUUAUUUGAAGAAAAUGAGGAGAAAUUGUUGAUAUCAGAGGAAGGAGAAAAAGUUUUGAAAGAUUUUAAUGCUGAUACUUUUCAAGUUUUAAUUUCAUUCUUGCAAAAUUCACCAGAAGAAAGAGGAAAAAUGUAUAAGAAUUGUAUGAUGGGCCUUAAAAAGGGAGAUUAUUCUACUUUCAAAUUGGUUUUUGGAUAUUAUUUUGCAAGUAACCCUUAA
Naegleria gruberi is the source of this 414-nucleotide messenger RNA. RefSeq lists its product as uncharacterized. The record is from RefSeq and is a predicted model, not a curated record. The coding region runs from base 1 to 414 and encodes 137 amino acids. Lineage: Eukaryota; Heterolobosea; Eutetramitea; Acrasida; Naegleriidae. The transcript has a single exon.